This is a messenger RNA of Nicotiana tabacum (common tobacco), 1602 nucleotides long. RefSeq names its product rhomboid-like protein 15. Gene Ontology annotation, cellular component: membrane. The record is from RefSeq and is a predicted model, not a curated record. NCBI's taxonomy places the organism in Eukaryota, Viridiplantae, Streptophyta, Magnoliopsida, Solanales, Solanaceae. Gene Ontology annotation, molecular function: protein binding; serine-type endopeptidase activity.
CCCAUACCAGGAGUAUAUAUAAAGAGACGGUCUUGAGUUCUACACUCCACCUGAAAAAACAACGUUCGAAUUGGAAAUCUCGAAAGAAGAAAAAACUCAGUGAAAAUGAGACCAAACAUUGUUUCUGAGGCGGGAUUGCAGACAAGGAUGGGACAGUGGUGGGAAGGAAUUCCUGUACUUACAUCUUCAGUGGUGGUUGUUUGUGGGGUAAUUUACUUGGUUUGCCUUUUGGUUGGAUAUGACUCCUUUGCUGAAGUAUGCUUCUGGCCCUCUGCUGUAAUUUCUCGAUUUCAAGUUUACAGGAUUUUCACCUCAAUUCUGUUUCAUGGUUCUCUACUGCACGUUCUGUUUAAUAUGUUAGCUUUGGUUCCUUUGGGUUCUGAGCUGGAGAGGAUUAUGGGAUCUGUGCGCCUGUUAUACAUAAUUGCUCUGUUGGCCAUUAGCAGUGCCUUAUUCCAUCUUCUUAUAGCAUUGUUGGUUGCUCAUAAUCCCUUUCAUCCUUCUCCAUACUUUAUGGACGAAUGUGCUAUAGGUUUCUCAGGCAUCUUAUUUUCAAUGAUUGUGAUUGAGACGAGUCUAAGUGGGGCUCAAACUAGAAGUGUGUUUGGGCUUUUCAACGUGCCUGCUACAUGGUAUGCAUUGAUAUUAUUGGUGGUGUUUCAGCUUGUUAUGACUAAUGUCUCCUUACUUGGACAUCUGUGUGGUAUUUUGUCUGGAUUUGCAUGUACAUAUGGAUUGUUCAAUGUUUUGAUACCGGGGACUUCUUUCUUCUCGGCUAUUGAAUCUUCCUCAUAUCUAUCAACUUGCGUGAGGCGACCAAAGUUUAUUAUGUGCACUGGUGGUAAUGGUGCAGGAUACCUGCCCACACAUUCAAAUCAAACUGUAACCUCCAGAAGUGGAGUGCUUUCUGGAAAUAUUUGGGAGAACCUUUCUUCAUGGAUGCCACAGAGAGAGAACUCUGCUCAGCCGGUGGCAGAUGAUACCAGGUUUCCUGGGAGAGGAAGAACUCUGACUUCUCAAACCUCCACUGGAAAUCAGGAUUCAACAUUACAGGCCAGGCUCCUGAGUGGUAGCGAGAGCCCUGAGCGUAUUUCAGCUCCAGCGGCAAUAGGUGGAGAGCGGAGCUUAACUGGAAGACAAUCGGCAGUAGAUACUACGGCCGGAGCUACCAGACCGCUAGGACAGCAGGGCUCUAUUCCCUCAGAUGAAAAGGUUCAGAAGCUAGUUGCAAUGGGUUUUGAGAAGACACAAGUAGAAGUUGCACUGGCAGCAGCUGAAGGGGACUUAAAUGUUGCUGUGGAAAUUUUAAGCCAGCAGGGUUAAUAAUAUGAAAUGCAAUCAUCAGAUUAACAUCACUACAUGAUUCAAAAUGCCAAGGCUCUGCAAAACCAGUUAUCUUACCACUUGCCCUGGGUUCUUCCUCUUUUUUGUAUAUAUUUUCUGACAUCAAAUUUACCCAAUAGGCAAUAGUUUCCGGGAGAAAGCCUUUAUGUGUGUGAUUUACGUCUGACCCACAUAAAGCAGAUCUUAAUUGUAUACAGUAUCUACUUUUGUGGUUUUAAAUGCUGCAAUAUCAAUGAAUUAUCUUUUCCUGUCUUUCCA